Molecule: messenger RNA, 416 nt
Organism: Guillardia theta CCMP2712
Lineage: Eukaryota; Cryptophyceae; Pyrenomonadales; Geminigeraceae
Exons: 2
Coding region: 180-365 (61 amino acids)
Source: RefSeq, a predicted model, not a curated record
GGUAUUUCCGAUCACAAGGUUUUUAGGCAGCUUCUGAGCGCCUAAGCCUGAGAGACCAGAUCUCUGAGUCCGUUGUCCAUCCGAUGAAACGGCAAAUAACAUUUGAUUGUGUCAUUGAAUCUGGGUAUGAGGCGAUUCACAAGAAAUUUUGUCCAGCACAACCGGUUUGCAGCAACGCAAUGAAUGUGGACGGGCGGCAGGCUUGUCAAGCAUUGAUCGAAGAUCAGAUGAGCCUCUACGGAGUUCAACCGCAUGGAGACAAUGACUGCGAAUCCGACGUCGGUGAACACUUCCGUGCACAUGCUGAAUGGUGGCGAGAGUAUUCCCAGCAGGUUCAACGGGGUGCAGUGAUACCUGGAUACUGAACAGGCAUGAAUUUUUGGAUGGCAGAACAAUGAAUAAAGUACUGAAUAUUG